GUAAGGGAAACACAUUCUAUUGCCUAUCUAUGCCACAGGCCCAGGCAAGCAAAUCUACUGCCUAUCUAUCCUAUCUACAAACAACUCUGUGUCACAGGGCCAGGCAAGCAAAUCUACUGCCUAUCUAUCCUAUCUGCACACAAAUCUGUCUCACAGGGCCAGGCAAGCAAAUCUACUGCCUAUCUAUCCUAUCUGCACACGAAUCUGUCUCACAAGGCCAGGCAAGUAAAUCUACUGCCUAUCUAUCCUAUCUGCACACGAAUCUGUCUCACAGGGCCAGGCAAGCAAAUCUACUGCCUAUCUAUCCUAUCUGCAAACGACUCUGUGUCACAGGGCCAGGCAAGCAAAUCUACUGCCUAUCUAUCCUAUCUGCAAACGACUCUGUCCCACGGCCAGGCAAGCAAAUCUACUGCCUAUCUAUCCUAUCUGCAAACGACUCUGUGCCACGGCCAGGCAAGCAAAUCUACUGCCUAUCUAUCCUGUCUACAAACGACUCUGUAUCACAGGCCCAGGCAAGCAAAUCUACUGCCUAUCUAUCCUAUCUACAAACGACUCUGUAUCACAGGGCCAGGCAAGCAAAUCUACUGCCUAUCUAUCGUAUCUGCAAACGACUCUGUAUCACAGGGCCAGGCAAGCAAAUCUACUGCCUAUCUAUCGUAUCUGCAAACGACUCUGUCUCACAGGCCCAGGCAAACAAAUCUACUGCCUAUCUAUCCUAUCUUCAAACGAAUCUGUCUCACAGGGCCAGGCAAACAAAUCUACUGCCUAUCUAUCCUAUCUGCAAACGACUCUGUCUCACAGGCCCAGGCAAGCAAAUCUACUGCCUAUCUAUCCUAUCUACAAACGUCUCACAAGGCCAGACAAAUCAAUUUAACCGUCCAUGUAUUUUACAGUGGAAGAACUCUACUACCAAUCUCUCCUCCAGGCUAGUGAAUAUAUGGCCUAUCUAGCCUAUGCAGAACAAAAUCUAUUGCCCAUCCCAUGGGCAAACAAAUACACUGCCUAUCUAUUGUACAGGGAAACAAUUCUACUGCCUAUCAGUUCAUCAGGCAAACUAUUCUACUGCCUAUCUGUUGUUCAGUGAACGUAAACUAAGGUCUAUUCAUUCUUCAGGCAAACUAUUCUACUGCCUAUCUGUUCUACAGGGAAAGUAAGCUACUCCUAUCCAUUCUUCAGGCAAACUAAUCUAUCUCAAGGGCAAUUCUUCUUCCAGUUUAUAGACUUCAGGUUUGCUCUGAAGGCAGUUAGGUGAGAUUUGGAGAGAAUGUCUAUUAUCUGUUCCAGAUACCCCUGCAAGCUCAGCUAGAAGGCCAGUUAGGGUAAGAUUUGAAGAGAAUGUCUAUUCUCUCUCUCCCAGAUACCCCUGCGAGCUCAGCUAGAAGGCCAAUUAGGGUGAGAUUUGAAGAGAAUGUCUAUUCUCUCUCUCCCAGAUACCCCUGCAAGCUCAGCUAGAAGGCCAAUUAGGGUGAGAUUUGGGGAGAAUGUCUAUUUGCUUUUUGAGAUACCACUGAAAGCACCAAUUAGAAGGCUAAUUAAGGUGAGAUUGGGGAGAAUGUCUGUUUACUCUCCUAGAUACCCUAGAAGGCCAGUUAGGGUGAGAUUUAGUGAAAACAUCUCUUCUUUCUCUUGAAUACCCAAUUAGAAUUUGAGUUAGGGUAAGAUAGGGGAGAAUGUCUAUUUGCUCUCCUACUGUAGAUACCCCUGGAAGACCAAUUAGGGUGAGAUUUGGGGAGAAUGUCUAUUUGCUCUCCUAUAGACCAAAGCCUAGCUAGAAGCCAGUUGGGGUGAGAUUUAGGGAGAACACCUCUUCUUUCUCUUAAAUGCCCUUGAAAACUCAAGUAGAAAGUGAGUUAGGGUAAGAUUGGGAAGAAUGUCUAUUUGCUCUCCUAGAUGCCCCUGAAAGCACCAACUGGAAGGCCAAUUAGGGUGAGAUUGGGGGAGAAUGUCUAUUUGCUCCCCUAGAAACCAUUGAAAGCCUAGCUAGAAGGCCAGUUAGGGUAAGAUUGAGGAGAAUGUCUAUUUGCUGUCCUAGAUACCCCUGAAAGCACCAACUGGAAGGCCAAUUAGGGUGCGAUUGGGGAAGAAUGUCUAUUUGCUCCCCUAGAAACCAUUGAAAGCCCAGCUAGAAGGCUAGUUAGGGUAAGAUUGAGGAGAAUGUCUUAUUUGCUUUCCUAGUAACCCAAAAGCCCAGCUAGAAGGCUAGUUAGGUUGGAUUUUGGGUGAAAAUAUGUUUGCUGUCCCAGAUAUUCUUGUAUAUUUUAUGUUAUGAGCAAAGGGGGGCCCUGAACAAAGAUUGGUCGCCCAAAGGGACAUGAACUGAUCUGCCCAGCAACAAACUUAUCACCCUAUUCAUGCCCAAUCAAAUCAGCACCCCGUGGGGCAAUGUCACUGAUCCAACAUAAGGCCAUCCCUGAACCGACUCAGCACCACACCUUGUUGCCACCUCACUAGCCGCCACACCAGUAUCCCUAUCGGCCUAUGGCACUGCAGAAUGUUGUAUAGGUACUAGUGUUUUUUAAAAGAAUUAAAAAUUUUUAUCAAGAAUAAACAACCGCGACAAACCGGCGGAGCACCGGCGAGACCAGCAGGCGAUCCAGAUUUGGUUCUGGUACCCCCAGCGACACGAUGGAGAGAUGGAGACAGUGCCGGUCUAUGGGGGGGGAUGAGAGACUGAUAGGAAGAAGAUGUUUAUAUAUAAUGUACCGAUGUAUUUACAGAAUAAGGCACGCUCUCACCGCCAUUUCCUAUCUAUACUCUAUUGGGUCCAUAUUUUAUCAAAGCUUUUUUUUGUAUAACGUUGGUGUUUCAGCGUCUGGAAUCCUCUAUAAAUAAACGCCUUUCAGACCUGA
Xenopus tropicalis (tropical clawed frog) is the source of this 2849-nucleotide messenger RNA. RefSeq lists its product as uncharacterized. NCBI's taxonomy places the organism in Eukaryota, Metazoa, Chordata, Amphibia, Anura, Pipidae. The transcript is spliced from 2 exons. The record is from RefSeq and is a predicted model, not a curated record. Bases 30 to 950 code for a protein of 306 amino acids.